Scylla paramamosain (green mud crab) is the source of this 3953-nucleotide messenger RNA. RefSeq lists its product as uncharacterized. The record is from RefSeq and is a predicted model, not a curated record. NCBI's taxonomy places the organism in Eukaryota, Metazoa, Arthropoda, Malacostraca, Decapoda, Portunidae. The transcript is spliced from 16 exons. Bases 223 to 3006 code for a protein of 927 amino acids.
CACACCUCCUCCCACUCGCCUAAUGUAAGAUGUCGUUGUUCACAGACUGACCUGACUAACUGUGGAUGCAAUGUCACCGGGAAUUACUCAGGUCGCGUCCUCCAGGUGACAGGUGGCUACACAGGUGAUGCGCUCAAAGUCGUGGCGCAGAGGUACCAGCAUGUGGGGGGCGUUGGAUCAGCUGAGGAGUUGGUGAGCGUAGCGUGGCACCCCGAGGAAGAGAUGCUGCUCAUGGCGGCUCCCAGGACCACCCUCAGCCUGGCCAGCGGCCAUGAGGGCCAGGCGGGGCAGUGGUGGCGGCUGUGGUUGAGAGGCGGUGAGGAAGAGCGCGGCAAGGCCUCCAGUGGUGACCCCGCGCCGCCUCAGCUUGACCAAGAGCGAGACGCAGCCGGAACCGAGGCAGGACGGGGCGUGGUGGUGCGCACUCAGUUCUCUGAAUCCAUCUUUGGCGUAUCUGUGGACUCGCUGAUGCCGGGGAAGCGUCGGCGUCUCCUGAACCUCACCGUCACGCCACACACUGGAGAACACUGGCAGGUGAGCCUACAUGUGCCAAUUAUCUCUACAGCCCUCGAGUGGGAGACGAAGCUCUGGAAAAAUCAGGGCAAGCAACAUUGGGAAGUUAAUGGGGAAGUCAAGUCUACCAAAUCUGACAUAUCGUUAGAAUUCGUUCACUUCAAGCAGGAGAAGCAGGACGAGGAGACUCAGGUCACGGAUGACAGAGGUGAGGCUGGCAGGUGUGAUGCUGAAGGUUGUGGGGACGGCAAUGUCAAGGAGCCAAAAGCCAAGUCGCGGCACCACGUCGACAGUGAUUGCGACUCAGAUUUAAGAAAAGAACAGACAGUAGACCAGAAUGAAGUUUGUAGUGGUCGAGAUCAUAAAUCAGAAGACUUAAAGCAAAAUGAUCCUGAUUCCAUAAUGGUAAAUGUAGACGAAGAAUGUUCCAGGAAAGCGGAGUGUGAUGGACCGGAAGAGUCAGUGUCAAGUGACGCUGUUCAAGAGACUACACAAAAAUUAACUUCCCGGGUUUUCAGCCUUUCUUCCAACAUGAAGACUUACGUCUCAUCUGACGGAGGACGCUGGAUUCGGAUCCUGCAGCGCACACACCUGGCAUUCUGUCCUCGCCUUGGCUGGAACUUGAACCGUGCGGCGUUGAUGCUGGUAACAGUGGUGGGGAUCCCGGCACACAGCCAGCAGGCAUCGGCAGCAUCCUUCCGCCUGGUCACCGCUUACACGUUAAACCGAACUGAUGACUCCACUCAAACAUUUCUCAGAGUGGGGACCUCUCCCUCCACCCGGUCCCUUACCUUGGCUCUGCAGACUGACCUGACUAACUGUGGAUGCAAUGUCACCGGGAAUUACUCAGGUCGCGUCCUCCAGGUGACAGGUGGCUACACAGGUGAUGCGCUCAAAAUCGUGGCGCAGAGGUACCAGCAUGUGGGGGGCGUUGGAUCAGCUGAGGAGUUGGUGAGCGUAGCGUGGCACCCCGAGGAAGAGGUGAGAGAGCGAUUGUUUAUACCUCGCAUAGAGCGAGACGCAGCCGGAACCGAGGCAGGACGGGGCGUGGUGGUGCGCACUCAGUUCUCUGAAUCCAUCUUUGGCGUAUCUGUGGACUCGCUGAUGCCGGGGAAGCGUCGGCGUCUCCUGAACCUCACCGUCACGCCACACACUGGAGAACACUGGCAGGUGAGCCUACAUGUGCCAAUUAUCUCUACAGCCCUCGAGUGGGAGACGAAGCUCUGGAAAAAUCAGGGCAAGCAACAUUGGGAAGUUAAUGGGGAAGUCAAGUCUACCAAAUCUGACAUAUCGUUAGAAUUCGUUCACUUCAAGCAGGAGAAGCAGGACGAGGAGACUCAGGUCACGGAUGACAGAGGUGAGGCUGGCAGGUGUGAUGCUGAAGGUUGUGGGGACGGCAAUGUCAAGGAGCCAAAAGCCAAGUCGCGGCACCACGUCGACAGUGAUUGCGACUCAGAUUUAAGAAAAGAACAGACAGUAGACCAGAAUGAAGUUUGUAGUGGUCGAGAUCAUAAAUCAGAAGACUUAAAGCAAAAUGAUCCUGAUUCCAUAAUGGUAAAUGUAGACGAAGAAUGUUCCAGGAAAGCGGAGUGUGAUGGACCGGAAGAGUCAGUGUCAAGUGACGCUGUUCAAGAGACUACACAAAAAUUAACUUCCCGGGUUUUCAGCCUUUCUUCCAACAUGAAGACUUACGUCUCAUCUGACGGAGGACGCUGGAUUCGGAUCCUGCAGCGCACACACCUGGCAUUCUGUCCUCGCCUUGGCUGGAACUUGAACCGUGCGGCGUUGAUGCUGGUAACAGUGGUGGGGAUCCCGGCACACAGCCAGCAGGCAUCGGCAGCAUCCUUCCGCCUGGUCACCGCUUACACGUUAAACCGAACUGAUGACUCCACUCAAACAUUUCUCAGAGUGGGGACCUCUCCCUCCACCCGGUCCCUUACCUUGGCUCUGCAGACUGACCUGACUAACUGUGGAUGCAAUGUCACCGGGAAUUACUCAGAUCGCGUCCUCCAGGUGACAGGUGGCUACACAGGUGAUGCGCUCAAAGUCGUGGCGCAGAGGUACCAGCAUGUGGGGGGCGUUGGAUCAGCUGAGGAGUUGGUGAGCGUAGCGUGGCACCCCGAGGAAGAGAUGCUGUUCAUGGCGGCUCCCAGGACCACCCUCAGCCUGGCCAGCGGGCAUGAGGGCCAGGCGGGGCAGUGGUGGCGGCUGUGGUUGAGAGGCGGUGAGGAAGAGCGCGGCAAGCCCUCCAGUGGUGACCCCGCGCCGCCUCAGCUUGACCAAGAGCGAGACGCAGCCGGAACCGAGGCAGGACGGGGCGUGGUGGUGCGCACUCAGUUCUCUGAAUCCAUCUUUGGCGUAUCUGUGGACUUGCUGAUGCCGGGGAAGCGUCGGCGUCUCCUGAACCUCACCGGCCAGCACUCACACCCACAUCUACCUGCCUUCCUUAUCCUUAACUUUAUGUACAUCAGUAAUUAUCAACCAGCUUACUGACUUGCCACUAACAGACUGACUGCUGAGUGUAUCCCAGUCGUUCUACCACUCUAUCUGAGAACCAACUUCUUUUUCAGUGGCAUAAGUUGUGUGUGUGUGUGUGUGUGUGUGUGUGUGUGUGUGUGUGUGUGUGUUUAGCCGAUGCAAGAGAUCUGCUCCCCACUCUGGUUCUUUAUACGUGCAUGACUAUGUGAUUAUGCUUAUUCACGUAAAUACAAGUGUAGUAUAUUUACAGUAUUGCUCUCUUCAUUAAACGUAAUCUUAUGAAAACACUCAACAUUGCUUACAUUUAGACUUCCAAUAAUGUUUACCUCAGCGAGCGAACACUACGAGAGGUUUUGCAGAAAUUAUUACAAUUUGAAUGUGUAGACAGAAUGAAAAGAGAAUGACGAACGAGACUAAUAGCUGCAGGUAAAGAUAAAGAGAGCUGCCUGCUAAUGCAUCGGUUUUAGAUAACGGUGGUGGUGUGUGAGUUGGCGAAGUAGUCACGGAGGUGUUGUUAACCCUCUUUCUGCCACGGCCGUCUUUCGUUAGCACUAAGACCACUGUAAUAAAUUGUUUGGAUGGGUAUAAAGGAAAAAAAAGAGAAUAUGAUGUUAAUUUAAUCUUUGCUAAGCCACAGAAGUUCGUAUUUAAGAGACUGUACUACAAAGAAAUCUGAUGAUGAUAACGAGGAUUGAUUAGCACCGGAAGAGUUAAGGUGCAGCCUGUACAUUACGAGGUCUGAUACAUUUCGCAUCCACCACAGUCAUUUGUUUGGUCAUGGUCACGCACAAGAUUAUCGGAAAACCUUCUUGGCAAAAUUGUGCUUUGUUGUAAAGUGUCCUUAGAGUCAAAAUGUUCAGAGAAGGAUUAACUUUUUAUCUCUCUCUCUCUCUCUCUCUCUCUCUCUCUCUCUCUCUCUCUCUCUCUCUCUCUCUCUCUCUCUCUCUCUCUCUCUCUCUCUC